ACUCCAAACCAUUGACCCAGCCACAGAAACGAGCAUAAAUAAAGGCAACGCAGAAGAGUAGGGACGGGCAUAAGCGGCCACGUCAUCAACGGCUAAGAACAAUACACGUGUCGGCCACGCGAACCUUCGGCGGGCUCGACUCAGCUUUGGACCGCGGAGCGGAGCUGGUGCAACCCCUGGUUCGAGUCGUUUCACUUUCUCCAAACUCUUUGGGCAAAAAAUCUUUCCUCGUUAGGAAAAUCCUGACGGCCAGGGCAUAGGCCGCACGCUCCAUUUCUUCCUUCCCUGACCCUCUCAUUGGAAAAAGCAAAAUAAUAAUAAAAAAAACUGUUAGAUUUUCACACACUCUCUCUCUUUCUCUCAAAAUUAAAUCGAAUUUAAAUUUUUUUUUCUCUCUAAAUGGCAUGAAAACCCUAGCUUGACACCGCCGCCUUUGCAAUUUAUCGUAACAGCAGCGUAAACGUGCUUAUUUUCAGGGUGAAGAGGUGGGAAAUUUUUAUUAGCGCCAUGAAAUUUGUGUUAAAGGAAUAUAAUUGAAUAUAGACUGGACAAGGAUUUGGAUGUUGGGUUAAGUUUGGCUUAUAGAGGUUAUUGUUAUUAGGAAUGGCAGAAGAUAGCCCUCGGAUUGGCGGGCUUUCUUCUGGUUUGGCUGUGAUAUUGAAUAGUGAGGAUGGGAAGGAAAAUUUGUCCAAAUCCCGCCUUGUAUCAUAUUCUGACGAUUUUGGUGAGCAAUCUGUGGAGCGAGCUCUUGAAUAUGUAUUUGGUCUUCCCAAUAAAUCACUUGCUCCAUUGAAUGGUCCCAUUGACAGCAGUCUAGUUGGAUGUAUCAUAAAGAACCACUUAAACUCAAGUUCAGAUGCUUUGGUUAGUAACAGGGAUGGGGUUUGUAUUGUUGAUAAUGGCUCUGGACCUGAUGUCAUUGGUCUUGAAGAUAUCAAUAUUUGUGGUGAAAUUAGAAUCAUUAAGCCACCUUUACUUUUAGAGAGCAUAGCGGUGUUCAGUAGCGUCAGGGCUAAUGUCUGUGUUUGGAAAGGGAAAUGGAUGUAUGAAGUAAUUUUGGAGACUUCUGGUAUACAACAGCUUGGAUGGGCUACUAUUUCCUGUCCGUUCACUGACCAUAGGGGUGUAGGUGAUGCUGACGAUUCAUAUGCAUUUGAUGGCAGAAGAGUUAGGAAAUGGAACAAGGAAGCUGAGCCAUACGGGCAAUCAUGGGUGGUAGGUGAUGUCAUUGGAUGCUGUAUAGACUUGGAUCAUGAUGAGAUUUCAUUCUAUAGGAAUGGUGUUUCUCUUGGUCUUGCAUUUUCUGGCAUUCGGAAAAUGGGACCUGGAUUUGGAUAUUAUCCUGCAGUUUCCCUUUCUCAGGGUGAACGGUGUGAAUUGAAUUUUGGUACUCGCCCCUUUAAAUACCCAAUUGAUGGCUACCUUCCCCUUCAAGCACCUCCCUUCUUUAGCUCUUUUGCAAAAAAAUUGCUGGAUUGCCUAUCCAGGCUGUUGGAUACGCAAUCUGUGGAGCGAGCUGAGCAUUCUUCAGUUGAAAAAUUGAGGAGACUGAAGAGAUUUGUAUCACUUGAAGAACUAUUUUAUCCUGUUUCUCAUGGGAUAUGCAAAGAGUUCUUCUCUGCUGUUGAAGCAGAUUAUCGAAGUGCUGAGUAUAUUGGAUGGGGUCCUCUUCUGAUGUUCUUGAUGGGGAUAUUUGGAGUGCAGGCACCUCAUGAUUGGUUGAGUUUGGAUAGAGUACUUGAUGUCCUUCUAGAAUUCCAAGGAUCACAUGUUAUGUUUGAGCACAUCAUAAAUGCUCUUUCAUGUGGUUGCAAGACAGCACCAUUGGUUCUGACAGAAUGCCCAUAUUCAGGAUCAUAUUCUUAUCUUGCACUGGCAUGCCAUUUAUUAAGACGGGAACAAUUGAUGGUGUUGUGGUGGAAGUCAUCAGAUUUUGAGUUCUUAUUUGAAGGUUUUCUAUCAAAGAAGAGUCCAAACAGGCAGGACCUUCAGUGCAUGAUUCCUUCUGUAUGGUGGCCUGGUUCUUGUGAGGAUGCGUCUGCCGAAAGUAGCAUGUUGUUAACAACUACAGCUUUAUCUGAUGCAGUUAGUAAGAUUGAGGAAAAGCAUAGGGAUCUCUGUCUAUUAGUCAUACAGUUCAUACCUCCGAUAUCACCUCCCCAGUUUCCUGGUUCUGUGUUCAGGACUUUUGUACAGAACCUUUUAUUGAGGAAUCGAGGAGCUGUUCUUAAUAUGCCACCUCCUGGGAUUUCAAGCAAUUCUGUUCUUGUUUCUUUAUACUCUGUUAUUCUCCAUUUUCUAUCCGAAGGCUUUGGAAUGGGGAAUAUUUGUGGGUGGGUGAAGAGCUGUGAUUCCAGUGGUCAUGAUAUUGGUUUUCUUCAUAGGGGUGGCCAUCAAAGUUUCCCUAUAGGUUUGUUUGUCAAGAAUGAUCCACAUCGAGCUGACAUUUCUAGGAUUGGAGGAUCAUUCAGUCACCUAUCAAAAUCUCAUCCUUUGCAUGAUCAGGAAGUGGAAGUUAUUCGGUGGGAGGAAGGCUGUAUGGAUGAUGAAGAAACAAGGGUAACUCAUUUAACUAAACAGAAACCAUGUUGUUGCUCAUGCUACGAUUUGGAGUUCACAAAGUGCUCAAAAUAUCCAAUCAGAACUACAGCUAAAAGUUCCCGUCACCAUUGCAGCACUAUUCCCGAAAGAUCUGCUCAAGUUGCUGCAGAAUGUAGUACAGGAAGUUUGAAUGAUGAGAUAGCAGAUAAACCUAGUUCCAGUGAUCAUUCAGAAUCUGAGUUUGGUUAUCGCCCGGUCCAACAUAUGAGGACUGUACCUAGGGACAGUGAUGUGUCUUCAACCACUCUAAGAGAGGAAGAACUUCUGGAUAGUUUGCUACUAUUGUAUCACAUAGGUCUUGCACCAAACUUUAAGCAGGCAUCAUAUUACAUGUCUCAUCAAGCACAGUCAAUAUCCCUCCUGGAAGAAACUGAUAAACAAAUACGAGAACGAGCUUGCGGUGAGCAAUUAAAGCGUUUGAAGGAGACUCGUAAUAACUAUCGUGAAGAAGUUAUUGAUUCUGUCAGACAUUGCGCAUGGUAUCGUGUCUCUCUAUUUUCUCGAUGGAAGCAGAGAGGAAUGUAUGCCACAUGCAUGUGGAUUGUGCAAUUGCUACUGGUUCUUAGCAAAUUGGAUUCAGUGUUUAUUUACAUCCCUGAGUUUUACAUUGAAGCUCUGGUUGACUGUUUUCAUGUCUUGCGGAAAAGCGAUCCUCCAUUCGUCCCGCCUGCAAUAUUUAUCAAGCAAGGACUUACUUCGUUUGUGACAUUUGUGGUUACUCACUUCAACGAUCCAAGGAUAUCAAGUGCAGAUCUAAGAGAUCUUCUUCUCCAGUCAAUAUCAGUACUGGUGCAGUACAGGGAGUAUUUGGCAGCUUUUGAGAACAAUGAAGCGGCCAAACAGAGGAUGCCAAAGGCAUUAUUGUCAGCAUUUGAUAACCGGUCUUGGAUUCCUGUUACAAAUAUUCUUUUGCGUCUAUGCAAAGGUUCUGGAUUUGGUUCUUCAAAGAAUGGAGAAUCAUCAUCAUCCUCAGUUAUUUUCCAGAGACUUCUGCAUGAAGCUUGCAUCAAUGAUGAAGAGUUGUUCUCAGCUUUUCUCAAUCGACUAUUUAACACUCUCAGCUGGACAAUGACUGAAUUCUCAGUUUCCAUUCGAGAAAUGCAAGAAAAAUACCAGGUAAUGGAGUUUCAGCAGAGGAAAUGCUGUGUCAUAUUUGAUCUGUCGUGUAAUCUUGCAAGGGUUUUGGAGUUCUGUACCCAUGAAAUCCCUCAAGCAUUCCUCUUAGGGCCUGAUACAAACCUUCGAAGACUGACUGAGUUGAUUGUCUUUAUUCUGAACCAUAUAACUUCAGCAGCAGAUGCUGAGUUUUUUGACUUGUCACUUAGACGACAUGGUCUAUCCUUGGAGAAAGUAAACAGAGGCAUGAUAUUAGCCCCUCUAGUAGGGAUCAUUGUGAAUUUGUUGGAUGCUAGUGUGGAGUCAGAACUCAAGGAACAGAAUGAUGUUGUGGGUGUAUUUGCAAGCAUGGAUUGCCCUCAAACCAUGUAUUAUGGUUUCCGAUACCUGUUAGAGUAUAAUUGGGCCACAACUGUUAGAGGAGAAGCAUAUGUUCCUAAACUUUGUCAGCUGGAGAAUUUCUUGAGCCUCCUCAUCAGCCAUACUGAGACACGCAAGAUUGAGGGGCUUCAAUGUGGAGAAAGUGAUGCCGAUGAUGGCAUGUGCUGCAUCUGUUAUGCUUGUGAAGCUGAUGCACAGUUUGCACCAUGUUCCCAUACCUCUUGCUAUGGCUGCAUAACCAGACAUCUUUUAAACUGUCAAAGAUGUUUCUUUUGCAAUGCCACUGUCUUGGAAGUUGUCAGAACGAUAGAUAACACAGUUCAAAGAUAAUUAAAGAAUAUUUUAUUCUUCUGGGCUUUUCAAAUGAUGUGGCAGAUUAGUGGAAAAGGAAGAAAGAGAAGGGGAAAAUUAAGGUUUUUUUUUUUCUUUUUUUGUAUUUUAUGUUUUGCUAUUAAGAAAGAAAACUAAUUAUAUUAUUGUGUAUAUAAGCGUUUGCAAAGGUUAAAGGUAAAGGGAUUGGGAAAACA
This is a messenger RNA of Durio zibethinus, 4625 nucleotides long. RefSeq names its product E3 ubiquitin-protein ligase RKP. Gene Ontology annotation, cellular component: cytoplasm; ubiquitin ligase complex. NCBI's taxonomy places the organism in Eukaryota, Viridiplantae, Streptophyta, Magnoliopsida, Malvales, Malvaceae. The record is from RefSeq and is a predicted model, not a curated record. Gene Ontology annotation, molecular function: ubiquitin-ubiquitin ligase activity; protein binding. Gene Ontology annotation, biological process: protein ubiquitination; ubiquitin-dependent protein catabolic process.